This is a messenger RNA of Danio rerio (zebrafish), 1160 nucleotides long. Lineage: Eukaryota; Metazoa; Chordata; Actinopteri; Cypriniformes; Danionidae. The record is from RefSeq and is a predicted model, not a curated record.
UGUCGGAAGAGAUGAAGAAUGAUGAAGGAAAGCUGGACUUCAUUGAAAAGCAGCCAUGAGGACGGCGAAGGUGACGGGGACGCGCGCGACAGCCGGACACUUCAAAAUAAAAGUCCCGAGAGCGCGGUCACGCUGACAUUUGUGUUUCAGGGUCUGUCCAGCAGAGAGCGCCACACUGCAGCCGCAGAAGAGGAGGAAGAAGCAGCAGCAGAAGAAGAAGAGAGAGUGCACAUGUGUAGCAGGAGAGGGAAGUCAACACUAGUGUGUAUUACGGACAACACCGAGUGUGUGUGUGUGUGUGUGUGUGUGUGAGAGAGAGAGAGUGUGCGUAUAGCAGUCGCGAUGAGUGUGUGUAUGCCACAAAAGCGUUACUACCGGCAGAGAGCCCACUCUAACCCCAUGGCGGACCACACCUUCCAGUAUCCGGUGUGUCCAGAGCAGAUGGACUGGUCUCCGCUGUACCCGCAGUAUUUCCCUCAGCAGGAGGAGGCUGGAGGAGCGCAGGUGGAGUUCGCAGACAUCGGCUGCGGAUACGGAGGACUGCUGGUCCAGCUCUCGCAGCUCUUCCCUCAGCAGCUGAUUCUGGGUCUGGAGAUCCGGGUUAAAGUUUCGGAUUAUGUGCAGGACCGCAUCCGCUCUCUGAGAGUGGCAGAACCGGGCCGGUACCAGAACAUCGCCUGUCUGCGCAGCAACGCCAUGAAGUAUCUGCCCAACUUCUUCAGGAAGGGCCAGCUCAGUAAGAUGUUCUUCCUCUUUCCGGACCCUCAUUUCAAGAAAACCAAACACAAGUGGCGCAUCAUCAGCCCCACACUGCUGGCCGAGUACGCAUACACACUGCGCAUCGGGGGUUUGGUUUACACAAACACUGAUGUAGAAGAGGUGCACGAGUGGAUCGUCCAACACUUCAGUGAUCAUCCUCUCUUCAGCAGAGUCACGGAGGAGCAGCUGGCUGAUGACAUCAUCGUCGGUCACCUGGGAACCUGCACGGAGGAGGGAAAGAAGGUGCAGAGAAACGGAGGGAAGAACUUUCUGGCAGUUUUCCGCAGAGUGGAGGAUCCGCAGACGUGAAGAUCACAUCAUUAUAGCAGCGUGAUCUCGUUACACAAGUACACUGAGUUUUGGACAUUACUGUACAUUAAAGAUUUACUGUAUGAAGAGCC